AUUAUACGUAAAUAAAAACAAUCGUUUAAUGAAAUGUGGCGCGCCGAAAAAUUCUGCUUUUGUUUGAAACUACGAAUUGGCUGCACAAUAAUAGCUUUUUUUACGCUUUUCCUCUGUGCGGUACACCUGGUGGAGUUUUAUCGAUUGAAGAAUCCUUACAGCUCUGGUCAGGCGUUGGACUGGUUUAACCUUUUUUGGGGAGUUUUCCAUAUGCUGGCAUCUCUGUGUUUAUCUUACUCUGUGCUAUUGGGGUCUCCUCUACCACUUUGGAGUUACAUAAUAAUCGAGGCAGUUUAUCUGAUCUACAUAAUUAUUUAUUCGUCAAUAACUUGUGCACUGAAAAUAAAUAUGUACGUGAGCUACGGAUUAACGUGCUCAAUUCUUUACUGGAUGGUUAUAAUCUUUACUUUUGCUAUAACGACAUACUUCCUUUGGAUUGUCAUAUCGUGUUAUUUCCUUAUAAAGCAACAACGGCAAAAGUAGAAAAGUGAAAUUUCUGUUUUUAAUUUAACUAGGAUAGCUAAGAUAUAUAAAAGUUGA
This is a messenger RNA of Drosophila santomea, 540 nucleotides long. RefSeq lists its product as uncharacterized. The record is from RefSeq and is a predicted model, not a curated record. NCBI's taxonomy places the organism in Eukaryota, Metazoa, Arthropoda, Insecta, Diptera, Drosophilidae. The transcript is spliced from 5 exons. Bases 34 to 483 code for a protein of 149 amino acids.